Neoarthrinium moseri is the source of this 771-nucleotide messenger RNA. RefSeq lists its product as uncharacterized. The coding region runs from base 1 to 771 and encodes 256 amino acids. NCBI's taxonomy places the organism in Eukaryota, Fungi, Ascomycota, Sordariomycetes, Amphisphaeriales, Apiosporaceae. The record is from RefSeq and is a predicted model, not a curated record. The transcript is spliced from 2 exons.
AUGCAAAUCCGGGCAGUUCACGCGGAGACGCGCAUCUCUGCGCUGCGCGACUUGAUACGAGAUCACCCACUUGGGAUAUUGACGACUGCCAUUCCUUCAGAUAAAUAUGCAUUGAUCCAAUCCUCACAUAUUCCAUGGGUUCUUGACGUUCAAGAUGAGAGCAGCGAAAGCCAGCUCGGCUGUCUGCGAGGACAUGUGGCGAAAGGAAACCCCCAGAGCAAAGCUAUGAUUGAUUCAUUAGUGUCGCCUGAACGCAAAUUUGAUGCACCGAAUACGCUUGAGCAAGAGGUUUUGGUCCUUUUCACGAACCCAGUGCACUCCUAUGUCACUCCAAAGUUCUACACCGAAACAAAGCCAUCCACGGGCAAGGUGGUUCCUACAUGGGACUACAUGGCAGUACAGGCGUAUGGCAAGGCAACUAUCUAUCACGACUCCAAGGCCCCUGAAACCGGUGACUUCCUGUCGAGGCAGAUUGUAGACUUGACCAACCACAUGGAACACCACACCAUGGGUCACACUGGCACCGAUGGCAGACCUAAGCCAUGGCUCGUUUCUGAAGCACCGGAGUCCUACGUUGAAAUAUUAAAGAAGGCGAUUAUCGGCAUUGAAAUUAAGAUUGAGCGCUUGGAGGGUGUUACGAAGAUGAGCCAAGAAAGGGGAGAAGCUGACAGGCUUGGGGUUAUUCAGGGGUUCACGGACUUGAACUCUGCUUUGGGUCGAGAUAUGGCUAAGCUGGUUAACGAACGUCAUGAGAUGAAAAAGACUGGCUAG